AUGACAAUCCUCAUCACAGGCGGAACAGGAAAGACGGGGCUGAAGCUUGCUCAUGUACUGAAUGAAGCUGGCCACGCCGUUCUCCUCACUUCUCGCGAGGGCGAGGUACCCCAUCCAUUCAAAGGCGUCAAACUCGACUGGCUCGACCCAUCAACCUUCACCAAUCCAUUCGACGCCGACCCAGCAAUCGACCGCGUUUACGUCGUGGGGCCAAUCGGGGUUCUGGAUACCCUUCCGCACGUGAAGCCCUUCAUCGAUCUUGCGCUGACCAAAGGUGUCAAGCGAUUCGUUGUACUAAGCGGCAGCCCGGUCCCCAAAGGAGGUCCGAUCGCAGGGAAGGUGCAUGAGUAUCUGGCAGAGAUUGGCGUGGACUAUGCAGUUCUACGUCCAACUUGGUUUAUAGAGAACUUUUCCACCGCAUUCGUUGCGCCUAUUCGUGCACACAACCGGAUCGUCUCAGCUGCGAAGGACGGGCGGCUCGCGUUCGUUUCGGUCGACGACAUUGCCCAGGCUGCGUCGGAUGCUUUGCUCGACGAGAAGAGCUGGAACUCCGACCGAUACAUCGUAGGCCCCGAGUUGUUUUCGUACGAUGAGGUCGCAGCUUUACUCAGCAAAGUCCUUGGAAGGGAGAUAAAGCACAAAAGGCUAACCGAAGAUGAAUCGCGUUCGAUCUUCACAUCAGUCGUCGGCCUGGACGUCGAAUAUGCCAACUUCCUGGUAAAUGCCGAGGCACAGAUCGCAGAUGGGGCAGAGGUGGCUGUAUUUGAGAGUGACAACAAGAUCGUUGGCAAGAAGCACCUUCAAGAGUUCUUUGAAACUAAUAGGGAGACGUGGGUAAUUUGA
Messenger RNA from Laccaria bicolor S238N-H82, 843 nucleotides. RefSeq lists its product as uncharacterized. The coding region runs from base 1 to 843 and encodes 280 amino acids. The record is from RefSeq and is a predicted model, not a curated record. The transcript is spliced from 3 exons. NCBI's taxonomy places the organism in Eukaryota, Fungi, Basidiomycota, Agaricomycetes, Agaricales, Hydnangiaceae.